Messenger RNA from Ailuropoda melanoleuca (giant panda), 2676 nucleotides. RefSeq names its product uroplakin 3A (gene UPK3A). The record is from RefSeq and is a predicted model, not a curated record. Gene Ontology annotation, biological process: urea transport; water transport. Gene Ontology annotation, cellular component: plasma membrane. The transcript has 7 exons. NCBI's taxonomy places the organism in Eukaryota, Metazoa, Chordata, Mammalia, Carnivora, Ursidae. The coding region runs from base 92 to 1225 and encodes 377 amino acids.
GCCAGGUGCGCAGACCCGGAGAGGCGGAGAGGCGCUGGGCUCCGGACCCCCUGGAACACCUCGCCAGCGCCCCCGCGGCUUGUUCAGGGCGAUGCCUCCGCUUUGGGCCCUGCUGGCCCUCGGCUGCCUGCCGCUCGGUGUGGGUGUGAACCUCCAGCCCCAACUGGCCAGUGUGACCUUUGCCACCAACAACCCCACCCUCACCACUGUGGCGUUGGAAAAGCCUCUCUGCAUGUUUGACAGCUCGGCGGCGCUCGACGGCACCUAUGAGAUCUACCUCUAUGUUCUCGUCGAUCUAGCUCUGUCUUUCAGCUCCCCCGUGUACCUCACUGGCAGGCACCUGUGCUGCUCGGUGCCAGCCCUGGGCUGUGCACUGCAGCCCCACAUGCGCCCUUGCCCUGGAGAGAUGUGCAGGCUAGCAGAGAAAGAGACAGCGCCCAUCACUGAGCACAUCCAUCACGCUCGGUGCUUCAUGCACCUUGGGGCUAAUGUUUACGACCAGCCUGCAAGACAACUGUCCCAUCACAGAGCAAGGAAUCAAGGCAUUCGUGGGAGCUUCCAGCUGGAAACCAGCUCCAGGAACGCCUCCGUGCAGGACAGCAGCAGGACCCCGCUGAGCUCCACGUUCCAGCAGACAGAGGGAGGGAGGACAGGCCCCUACAAGGCCACGGCCUUUGACCUUACCCCCUGCAGCGACCUGCCCAGCUUGGAUGCUGUAGGGGAUGUGGCCCGGGCCUCCGAAAUCCUGAAUGCAUACCUGGUCAGGGUGGGUGCCAACGGGACCUGCCUGUCCGACCCCAACUUCCAGGGCCUCUGCAACCCGCCCCUGUCAGCAGCCACGGAAUACAGGUUCAAAUACGUCCUUGUCAAUAUGUCCACGGGCUUGGUACAGGACCAGACCCUGUGGUCGGACCCCAUCUGCACCAGACGGCCCACCCCGUACGCGGCGAUCGACACGUGGCCGGGCCGGAGGAGCGGGGGUAUGAUCGUUGUCACGUCCAUCCUGGGCUCCCUGCCCUUCUUCCUGCUCAUCGCCUUUGCGGGCGCCAUUGUCCUCAGCCUUUUGGACACGGGCAGCUCGGACAGGGAAACGACACACGACUCCCAAAUCACGCAGGAGGCCGUCCCCAGGUCCCCGGGGACCUCGGAGACUGCAUACACGUCUGUGAACCGGGGGCCGACGCUGGACAGGGCUGAGGUGUUUGCCAGCAAGCUCCAGGACUGAACCCGGGCACCACUCCUGGGCUUCUGCAUUCUCCCCUCUGGCCUCACCCAGGGGUCUGCACGGAGCAAGGGGCUCACGCCCUGACCCCACCCACAGAGAAACAAGGCAUGUUGGUCCAACUUGCAGGAACACUUUCAAUAAAAUCUUCCCAAGAUUCUGAGUUCAAUAGAGAUAGACGGAAUGAACGAGUGAGAAGGUGGACGAAUGAGUGAAUGAGCCCACGUCCUAGGGAGGGGUUGGACUGUUUCUCGAGAGGGUGGGGGCAGGAGGCUGAUUUUCAGUCAGAGUGGAGGUGGUGAAGAUUAGGAAAACCGGGGUUGUCAGAACACCUGGAACAUCUGGAAGAUGGGGGAACCAGCCCCCCCGCCCCGAUCGCCUCUGGUGAGCUGGGGGGUGGGUCCUGAGAGGCUGUGUGUGCAGUCAUUAGAUGGUGUUUGGGGUUCACUGUUUACGAGGUACUGGAAGCCAAACUGGGCCUCCAGGGGCAGCUGCUGGCGGCUCCUGUCAGCCCCAGCAGCCAUCUUCUUCCCUCUGGGGCUCAGCUUCCUCAUCUGUAAAAUGGGCUGAUGUAAACUGCUAAUUUCAAGGCUCCUCCUCAGCUUUCCCUGAAAGCCCCAUGGUGGGCGGGCAGAGGAGGCUUCAGGACUCAGCAAGUCCACUUGGGGAGUGAAGGGACUCUCCCAGUCCUGCUUCUCGGCUCAGAUGACUCACUUCUGUCUUCCGAGCCAGGUAGCAAGGCCACUUCUCUUUGGGGAAGGUGCGAAACGAGUCAUGGUCCCACUUGCCAUCACCAAAAGAAGAAGUCUGUCAGAGCAGGACUGGGUUAUAAAGCAGGAACACUGUCAGCUGUAAGACCACAUUCCUGAGUGGCAGUGUGGCUCCCCAUUGGCCUUUAUCAGCAGUGGUGGGAUGGGGUGCUCUGAGGGCCCUAGAUCGUCCUCUGGGGGCACGGAUGCUGAGACAUGCGCAGAUCCGCUAGAGGCUUCCAAAGCUGAGAAGGCAGAAGUUGUGGGAAGAAGCCUAAAAGCAGGGAGGGGUCAGGAGAAGCCAGAGCAGCUGAGGGUCCCAGGAGCUGAGAGGAGCCCAGGCACUGGGCAGUGGGGACGGGAGGGAGCCAUGAUGCUGCUUUCAAGAGGGCACCAGCCCAGGUAAGUCUUGGACCUGCUCCCGAUCCCUCAAGACUGUCUUCUAGGACACAGCAGGAUGGCCUGGGCAGCCACUGGAAUUCCCACUUCCCCCGUCUUGUGCAUCCUUCCCAGCCCUCCCUCCAUUAGGACAGUCCUUCCAGAGCGUCCCUCGGAGAAUCUCCAGCAGCAGCAGAGGAGGGCAAAGCUCCCUGGAAGUCUGCUGUGGUUGGAAAUUCAUGCAAGUUUGCAUUCUGCUUUAUAACAUGCCUGUAUUUAUUUUAUUUUUAAUUAAGGUGAGAUUCACAUAACAUAAAAUUAACUAUU